Aphanomyces astaci is the source of this 1144-nucleotide messenger RNA. RefSeq lists its product as hypothetical. The record is from RefSeq and is a predicted model, not a curated record. NCBI's taxonomy places the organism in Eukaryota, Oomycota, Saprolegniomycetes, Saprolegniales, Verrucalvaceae. The transcript has 2 exons. Gene Ontology annotation, molecular function: peptidyl-prolyl cis-trans isomerase activity. Bases 46 to 1089 code for a protein of 347 amino acids.
CGCCACACAACCAUUUCGUAAAACGUUUCACACCGCGACGACACCAUGUCCCGAAAGAAGUCCGCGAACAAAGUCGCCGCUGCUGCCAAGGAAAGUGGCGCCCAGACGACCACUGAGGCCAAGCCUUCGCCAACGAAGGAGGUCAACCCUUCGCCUGCGAAGAAGGCUCAAUCUGUGACAAAGCUCGCCAUUGAACCUGGUUUCUUUGGCGAACAGAUCCAUCCCCGACACAGCUUGGUGUGUGAAAACCCCACCGAAGACAUGGCGUUCCAGCUCUCGGGCGCCGCUUUGGCCGGUGACGCCGUCGCUGGUCGCACGACACUGUACGUGUCUACGGAACGCCGCGAUCUCAAGAUCGCGCUGUGCACGUUGGACACCGCGUCGACCGCGCAGUGGGCGUUGAACAACACAUUUACGCCCAUGGAUGGCGCGUUGACGUUUUCCACGGAAGGUGUCAACUCGGUUCACUUGACCGCGUAUGUGGAUGCGGAAAUGGACGGCGAUGUGUCUGACGAUGACGAAGGACUUUACGGCUUGGGCCCAGACGACGACGACAGUGAUGACAACGACCUCCUCGAUGUGGAAGACGAGGAAGACGAUGACGAAGUCCAGGACUCGGGUCGAUUUGAAGAAGUCGUCGAAGAAGACAAGAAUGGCGCCGCCAAGAAGGAUGCACAAGCCGCUGGCAAGAAGCGUCCUUUGGAAGGUGCUUCGGCCGUGGCCGAAGACUCCAAGAAGGCCAAGCCUGCUACGAUUCGCAAGGCUGGUGGCGUCACCGUCGAAGAAGUUGUGUUGGGCAAGGGCAAGGAAGCGACCAAGGGCCGCAAGGUGCAAAUCUUGUACAAGGGCAAGCUCGCCAAGAACGGCAAGCAGUUUGACGCCAACCAAAACCGCAAGAGCCCGUUUGGGUUCAAGUUGGGUGCCGGCGAUGUCAUCAAGGGCAUGGACAUCGGCGUCGAAGGCAUGCGCGUGGGCGGCAAGCGCACCGUCACCAUCCCCUCCAAGCUCGGAUACGGCUCGGAAGGCGCUGGCAAGGACAUCCCCCCCAACUCGGAUUUGAUCUUUGAACUUGAGCUUGUCAACGCGUAAAUUGAAAAACUUGCUUAUUCCGGAUACAUGUCAUCGCAGAAGAAUUAUCCGGAUG